This is a messenger RNA of Fusarium proliferatum ET1, 405 nucleotides long. RefSeq lists its product as uncharacterized. Lineage: Eukaryota; Fungi; Ascomycota; Sordariomycetes; Hypocreales; Nectriaceae. The transcript has a single exon. The record is from RefSeq and is a predicted model, not a curated record. The coding region runs from base 1 to 405 and encodes 134 amino acids.
AUGAUGAUCACAACCAUAUUUUUGUUUCUCUUUGCUCCAUUCUAUGCUGCCAUCCUCAGGAUAUGCACCGGUGGCCCUCCACCAGAAGCUCCCAGUCAUCUCAGCUGCAUCCGCCGCCUCGAGUACUAUCUAUGCCACAGCACAUAUAGACAGACGCUCGCCGGUAUGCUUCCGCUUCUCUUCUUCGGCCACAUGCUUAUCGCGAUCGAUGAGGGGAAAUAUUCGCCCAGUAUAUUGUGGCCAUCUUCGAGCCCAACUCCCAUUUUGCAGUUCUUGACAGUGAUGCUGCUGUAUGCAGCUAUUGUUCUCCUGCUUACAGUAUAUGGAAAACGUGGAGACCCAAAGGCUGAGGCUUCCGAGAGGAUGGAUCUAUAUCUUUCAGUCAUAAUGUACUAUUGGUACUGA